GGUGUUUCUUCUCCCUUCAGCCCUCAGGGUCAUGUGGAACACGGUGGCGUUGUGCUCCCUGGGCAAGCGGCCCCCCGGGGCCGCGUCUCCGCUGCUCCCCAGGUUACAAACCUUAAAUCGCGUGUUCGAAAGAAAAUACCAGGAUUUGUGUCACGGUAAAGAGCCAGCACGCUCGCUGCAGAAUCAGGGCUUGAAACGGACACGCGACAUGCUCCCCUGCCGUUUAGUAAGUAAUAAAGCAAAACAUAAACGGUAUGCAAAAACUUACCCUGUUUUAGACGGACGUAUCCUGUCUGUGUAUCGCCAUGUGUUUGAAGAGAAUUUAAGGAACAGUGAGGCUGUUAUUAAAAGAUACUCAGAAUUGCUAGAGACGGCCAGUAAAGGAGGGGGAGAAAAUGCCAUCUUGCGCCACACUCAGAGAAACAAGAAGCUGUUUGUUCGUGAGCGCCUCAAGUUGCUGCUUGAUGAUGAGUCUUUUCUUGAGCUGUCUCCGCUGGCAGGCCUCGAUCUGCCCUACGGUGACGUCCCUGCUGCUGGGUGCCUUACUGGAAUUGGCAAAAUCUGUGGGGUCUGGUGUGUCUUCAUGGCAAACGAUGCGACGGUGAAAGGAGGAACUAUUUAUCCCAUCGGGGUGAAGAAACAAUUAAGAGCUCAAGAAAUAGCCCUGCAGAACAGGCUGUGCUCCGUGUACCUCGUCGACAGCGGGGGAGCUUUCCUACCACUGCAGUCAGAGCUGUUUCCUGACAAGCUGCAUGGCGGCAGGGUUUUCUACAAUGAAGCAAUAAUGUCUGCCAUGAGGAUCCCCCAGGUGGCAGUGGUGUGUGGCUCCUGCGUGGCCGGAGGUGCCUACGUGCCAACCAUGGCCGAGGAAGCGGUGAUCAUAGAUAAAAUCGGUACCUUGUUCCUUGCUGGCCCACCCCUGGUCAAAGCUGCCACGGGAGAAGACGUCUCUCCUGAGGAUCUAGGAGGAGCCAAACUUCACUCUCAAGUCAGUGGCUGCAGUGACCACUUUGCCUCCUCGGAGGAGGAAGCCUACGAGUGCAUCCGGAACGUCAUCUCCACGCUCAAUUACCGCCCGCUGCCCGAGGAGGCCAUGGAGCAUGACAGCCCUCUCUACAGUCCUGAUGAGCUCCUGGGGCUGGCACCACGGGACUAUAGGUGUACCCUCCCUGUGAAACUGAUUCUGAGCCGUCUGAUGGAUGGAAGCAGAUUCCAGGAAUUCAAGGCUAAUUAUGGAACAACGUUAGUGACAGGAUUUGGCCACGUGGAAGGGUGCUUGGUGGGGGUGGUGGCCAGCAACGGGGAGCUGUCCCACGACGCCGCUCUCAAGGGCAGCCAUUUUGUGCAGCUCUGUGGCCAGCGUGGUGUCCCCAUCCUCUUCCUCCAGAACACCGCUCCGCAGGCGCCACAGCCCGCCAGCCUCUCCCAGGCAGAGGCUCACUCCAACAGAUUAAAAGCCCAGGCCUCCAUGAUGGCUGCUGUGGCUUGUGCACCUGUUCCCAAAAUAACCAUUGUCAUCGGGGGCUGCUACGGGACCGAAAGUUACGUUAUGUGUGGGAGGUCCUUCAGUCCAAACUUUCUGUUCCUGUGGCCUAACGCCAGGGUUGCUCUUGUGGAUUCAAGACAUUUCUCCGCAGCCCCAGGAGCCGAGGACAGUGACUCUGCAGGAGACGAGUCAGAGCUAAAACAGCUGAAAGAAAAGCUGGAGGAAGAAAGCAGCGCGUUUUACUCCUCUGCCAGGCUCUGGGAUGAUGGUGUGAUUCUACCUCAAAAUACUAGAAAGGUGAUUGCACAGUGCUUGGAGAUCACAGCCCAGCACAAGUCCCAGGUGGUGUCUCCGUGUCCGCAUCCCGUCAUCAGAAUGUGACUGCCCCAGCCUCAAAUCAUCAGCCUUUUUGAACUAGCACCCUGUUUUAGAGAUCUUUAAUGUAAAUGAUUUUCUAAUUCUUUGAUACCAUUAAUAAAAAAUGCUAAACCAUUGCAGACAAAUGAGAAUCCUGGAUUUUAUGUCUAUUAGCAGUUAAGUUUGUAUUUUGACCCAUAACCUCCUGCCACAGUAGUGGAAAAUGCAUUUUGUGAAGAGGAAGGAUUAAGCUGAGAGCCCAGAACGCUCUGAGGAAGCAAAUU
Molecule: messenger RNA, 2127 nt
Organism: Calidris pugnax (ruff)
Lineage: Eukaryota; Metazoa; Chordata; Aves; Charadriiformes; Scolopacidae
Product: methylcrotonoyl-CoA carboxylase beta chain, mitochondrial-like
Exons: 12
Coding region: 32-1867 (611 amino acids)
Biological process (GO): L-leucine catabolic process
Cellular component (GO): mitochondrion; methylcrotonoyl-CoA carboxylase complex
Molecular function (GO): methylcrotonoyl-CoA carboxylase activity
Source: RefSeq, a predicted model, not a curated record